This is a messenger RNA of Ipomoea nil (Japanese morning glory), 636 nucleotides long. RefSeq names its product NAC domain-containing protein 82-like. Gene Ontology annotation, biological process: regulation of DNA-templated transcription. Lineage: Eukaryota; Viridiplantae; Streptophyta; Magnoliopsida; Solanales; Convolvulaceae. The record is from RefSeq and is a predicted model, not a curated record. Gene Ontology annotation, molecular function: DNA binding. The transcript has 2 exons. Bases 1 to 636 code for a protein of 211 amino acids.
AUGAAGAAAACACUGGUUUAUCAUGCCGGGAAACCCCCUAAUGGGAGGAGGACCAACUGGGUUAUGCAUGAAUACAGACUUCUAGAAGCAGGACUCGAGCAGGAUGAUUCGUUUAUACUGUGUAAAAUAUUCUGCAAGAAUGAGAUGGGGCCACCGUGUAGCGGCGUAUAUGGGCCAUUCAAAGAAGAAGACUGGGAAAACGAUGAUGCGAUGGUUCCUCGUACAGUCAGAAAAUUAGGGUUUACAGGCAACAACAAAAACAGGGUGAAGUUUGAUCUUUUCUCCGGCGGCGACAAAUGUGUUUCUGAUGAUGAAGCUUCAUCCUCGUCCACAGAUAUCACCCAUGAUGUUCCACCAACUGGGCUAUUAAAUUUCUCCCUGUCUGCUCAACCAAAUCUGGAAAACCAUAAUGCUCAUCCUCUUCCUCCCCCUAAGGUUGUCGGCGGCGCUUUCAACUCCUCCUGUCUUGAGAAGUCACUGCCUCCAGGUUAUUUGAAGUUCAUCAAUGAUUUGGAGGAAGAGAGGAACAAGCUCAUGGAUUCAAUGAAGCAGUCAGAAGCUAAAAUCAGUAGCCUUCUGGAGAGUAAUGAGCAGUUGGAGGAGGAGAUUAGGCGCCUGAAGAAUCUUCAUUUUUAA